AUUACUACACCGACUUACAGGGAUAUGCAAGCGUAGCGCUGAAUGAGGCUUUCCAUGUGGGCGUUCCGGCGGGAGGCUCUUGCUUAUAGGCGCUGCUGCGCUGAAAUCAGCUUUUAGGGUCUUCGUAUGCUCGACCUCCAUUGCGGUCACCAUCUAUGAUGUGGGACCUUCAUACGCACCAUCUUCCUCCUUGCUACAUCGACGCGAUUCGUCGCAGCGGGACACGAUACAUUGAUGGGAUACCCAUCGAGCUGUGCAAGGACGUGUUAGGGUGGAGAGUCGAAGCCCAACUCCAUCAUCAGGACGCCCUAGGUAUUGAAAAGGCUUAUAUCGGUAUCAGCUCGCCGGGCGUCCACCUCACCCCCGGCGACAAUGAGGCGGCUCGGCGCCUGGCGCGCGAAUGCAAUGAUUGGACCUCGACAACUGUCAAAGAGCAUGGCGAUCGAUUGGGCAUGUUUGCAAGCUUACCUCUACCAGACGUUGAGGGGUCGGUACAAGAAGCAAGGAGAAUGAGUGCAGAGAAGGGCAUAAACCACUUCGUCGUCAUGACAAACUCUCAUGGCGUUUACUUGGGCGAUGGCCGCCUCGACGCGCUCUGGAGGAGCCUCGAUGAGAUGAACGCUGUCGUCUCUAUCCACCCAACAGCACCCUGCGUCCGCCAGCCAAAGGCGGCUAAGAUUAUCCCAUCUUUUCGAGCUGCAAACGAGGAGGGCGAUGACGAAGCACACCUACUUUCCCACGGCAAUCCGCUUCUGUCGACAUGCUUUGAUCCUCUGAUUGAAUACAGUUUUGAGACAGCACGAGCUAUUACCACGAUGCUCCUGACCGACGUCUUCGGUCGCUUCCCAAACAUUCGCUGGAUCGUGCCACAUGCCGGAGGAGCGCUGUCGUCCGUCUUGGACAGGGUUUUGUCCGCUGCGCCUCUACUCCCGAGCUCGCCACCUUCAAUCGACGUAGCUUCACUCAAGAGCAACAUGCUCGACGCCUGCUUCUUUGAUCUCGCGGGUGCCCCCUUCCCACAUCAGAUCGAAGGCCUGCUGGUGUUCCUUGGUGGAAAGGAAGAGGCCUCGUCCAAACUUGUCUAUGGCUCGGAUUUCCCAUGGACCAGCACUGGAUCAGCAAAUGGCAAGCUCAAAGCAGCCAAGGAGGGUGUGGCAAGCCGGUGGACCGACCAGCGUCACAUCGACAACAUAUUUUUCGGGAAUGCUCGUCGCCUCAUGUCGCCCUCUGUUGACCGCUCAGGCUGAGAGAAGAUGAUGCAAUCAUGAUUUCUGCAAGUAGGGCACAUCCGCGCUGCUAGCGUGUCCGUCGAGAAUGAUCUCGCUCAUGACCUUGCCAGAGCCAAGCGAGAGCGAUAUCCCCCACGGACCAUGUCCUGCAGAAUGUAGUCAGUUCCUUGAAGCUUUUGUAUGUCUGUCCCUCCGCCGCUAUCCUUUU
Acaromyces ingoldii is the source of this 1437-nucleotide messenger RNA. Its product is annotated as amidohydrolase 2. The transcript is spliced from 2 exons. Bases 159 to 1247 code for a protein of 362 amino acids. Gene Ontology annotation, molecular function: hydrolase activity; carboxy-lyase activity. Gene Ontology annotation, biological process: secondary metabolic process. Gene Ontology annotation, cellular component: cytoplasm; cytosol. Lineage: Eukaryota; Fungi; Basidiomycota; Exobasidiomycetes; Exobasidiales; Cryptobasidiaceae. The record is from RefSeq and is a predicted model, not a curated record.